UCAUGCUCCAUUCAGCUGUACUGGGUAUGAAGAUGACUUUUUAAUGUGGGGCGCACACGAAUCCAGAGGCACACCAACUUGUUCGGAACCAACAGGAAGGUGCCGUUGAAGAGUGACAUCUUCUGGUGUCUCCUCAGGCGGGAUAAGUCUUUCUCGUGAAAGUUGUUCCAAAAGCAAGAACUGGAACAUACUGGAUUUUGAACCACUCAGGUAAUCGAUUACUUGACUAUAAUUUACACUCCAGAACUUGCCUUAUAAUAUUUUCUGGAGAAACUUUGGUCAGCACCUGUGGGAGUUUAUAGCCUGCUAAUCAGGAACUGUACUGGACCUUAAGUGACCCUGGUUUCUGGAUACUGUGGUCUUUUGAUACUGCUCAGGUGAAAGUGUGUGUAAAUGAUGGUUGAGAGUGUGUGUGAGCUCAUAGGCUUUUGCCUGGGUGUUGUGGGUCUGAUUGGGGCAUCAACCGUCACGGGUCUCCCCAUGUGGAAGGUGACCGCGUUCAUACAGGAGAACAUCAUCGUCAUGGAGACACGCUGGGAAGGUUUAUGGAUGAACUGUUACCGCCAGGCCAACAUACGCAUGCAGUGCAAAGUGUACGACUCAGUGCUCUACCUACCUCCCGAACUCCAGGCUGCUCGAGGUCUGAUGUGCUGCUCGGUUGUGUUGAGCUUUCUGGCACUGGUGGCAUCUCUGCCAGGCUUGCACUGCAUUUCCUGUUUUCCUGACCAUACAAGGGUUAAAUCUCUGAUUAUCGUAGUCGCUGGCUCAAUGGAGAUCAUGGCUGCCAUUUGUGUCCUCAUUCCUGUAUCCUGGACAGCUCAUACCAUCAUCCAGGACUUUUAUAACCCGCUGUUACUCGAUGCUCAACGCAGGGAACUUGGUGAAGCUCUUUACAUUGGCUGGGUCACUGCAUUCAUCCUCUGCGCCUCUGGUGUUGUCUUCCUUGCAUGCCGGAGCUACCAAUCAAACAACAAUCAGCCUGUUUAUGCACCUUAUAGAUUAAAGACAACACAUUUCCAAUACCCCAAUCCAACCCCAAGCUCAAUCAGCUCAUUUUCCCAUCAGCCUCUGCUCCUGAAUCAUCACAGCUUUUCUUCUCAGCAGCCAUCUCCAUUGGUGUACAACGUCCUUGCAACACCCCCUAGUGGACAAACACAACUCUACAAUGUUCCUGUAGUUUAUCCUGCUAACAUCAUGCCUGUUCAGCAUCAUCCAUCUCUGCACAGCUCGCAUGACUCAAGGAGAAUCUCCAUACCGAUAAACCCCCUCAAUUCUGGCACGUUCUCUACUCACCCGAGUCUUCGUUCCACACCUCCUGCUGCAGGGUAUGAUGGGAACUUUGGCACUGUUGUACAGCCCACUGUCCCUUUUCCUACGAUGUACAAACAGAAGAAUACCGGAUCACCUCAGCCCUCCAGUACACACUCAAGCUCAGGAGUCUAUAUUUGAACACAAAGCUUAAAUAAACUAAUUCUGUGAACAUAAUUCUUUAAAAUUUACCACUAAGACUUUAAAUUCAUUAGCUAUCAAACACUAAUAAAAAAUAAAUCACUGAAUCGAUCUCUGGAGCAUUUAAAGAGUCUUUGACUUUAGUCCAAAAUUGACAUCAGUCUUUACAUAAGGAAAGAUUCUCGUACACAGUGUCAAGGAGAAGCUGCGAUUUUUUCAGAGAAAUGAUCGUCCAGAGGUUAGAACAGAGGUGUCAGAGACGGAGAUCAUCAAUAUAGCAUCUAUAGUUUAAUUUGCUGCAAUUAGAGUGAUAAUAACAACAAGCACAACUAAGCAACUGUUUCUUUUUUCAGUCUAUAUUUAUUUUCUAUCCAUGAUGUUUUAUUAUUUUUUUUUAACGGAGGCAGUAAACGUUCCUGCGUCUCCUUCAGUAAAAACAGUCAGGGAUAAAAACAAAUGUGAACUGUGUAACAAAAGUAAGAAAGAAAAAAAGACAACAGUAUUUUUAUCUUUGUAUAAUUACAAUGAGAAACUUAUAAAAUAGCACUUGAUCCAGCGCAUUUUCUUUUUUUUACUAUGCACUCCGAUGCUUAUUUCUACACACACCAGAGAUGGGGACUCGAGUCAUAUGACUUGACUCGAGUCGGACUUAAGUCACAAAUUUGAGACUUGAGACUUGCUUGACAAAUAUUAAAAAAAGACUCGACUUGACUUUUACUUGACAUUCAUGACUUGAGACUUGACUCGGACUUGAGUUAAAUGACUCAGAGAUGGGGGACUCGACUUGACUCGAGUCAGACUUAAGUCGCAAAUUUGACAAAUGUUAAAAAAUACUUGACUUGACUUUGACUUGAGACUUACACAUGUGUGACUUACUCCCACCUCUGACACACACACGAUACUUGAUAAUGUCAUAAAACCAUAAUGAGAGUACAGAAUGUCACGUUUUCUAAUUGUUGCUUCAUUAAUAAAUGACACUUCUUAACA
Tachysurus vachellii is the source of this 2436-nucleotide messenger RNA. Its product is annotated as claudin-8-like. Gene Ontology annotation, biological process: cell adhesion; bicellular tight junction assembly. Gene Ontology annotation, molecular function: structural molecule activity. NCBI's taxonomy places the organism in Eukaryota, Metazoa, Chordata, Actinopteri, Siluriformes, Bagridae. The transcript has a single exon. Gene Ontology annotation, cellular component: plasma membrane; bicellular tight junction. Bases 394 to 1449 code for a protein of 351 amino acids. The record is from RefSeq and is a predicted model, not a curated record.